AUGGCCGCAUCCACCCUCUCCAUCUGCUCCAGCGACCUGAGCUACGACAGCCGCGUCUGCCUGCCCCGUUCCAGUGACUCUUGCACCGACUCCUCCUGGCAGGUGGACGACUGUCCAGAGAGCUGCUGUGAGCCCUCCUGCUGCGCCCCCAGCUGCUGUCAGCCCACCUGCUGUACCCUCAUCUGCACCCCAGUGAGCUGCAUGUCUAGCCCCUGCUGCCAGGUGACCUGUGGGGCCAGCCCCUGCCAAUCAGCCUGUACCAGCUCCUGCACACCCUCAUGCUGCCAGCAGUCUAGCUGCCAGCCCUCCUGCUGCACCUCUUCCCCCUGCCAGCCGGCCUGCUGUGUGCCUGCCUGCUGCACACCCAUGUGCUGCAAGCCCCUGUGCUGUGUGCCCGUCUGCUCUGGGGCCACCCCCUGCCCAGCCUCCUCGUGCUGCCAGCCCACCCCCUGCCUCUCAUCCUGCUGCAGACCCUCCUCUUGCAUGUCUAGCUGCUGUGAGCCCUCCUGCUGCGCCCCCAGCUGCUGCCAGCCCACCUGCUGUGUCCCCAGCUGCUGCCAGCCCACCUGCUGUGUCCCCAGCUGUUGUGCCCCAGCCCCCUGCCUGACCCUUGUCUGCACCCCAGUGAGCUGCGUGUCCAGCCCUUGCCAAUCAGCCUGCACCAGCUCCUGCACACCCUCAUGCUGCCAGCAGUCUAGCUGCCAGCCCUCCUGCUGCACCUCCUCCCCCUACCAGCCGGCCUGCUGUGUGCCCGCCUGCUGCACACCCGUCUGCUGCACACCUGUCUGCUGCACACCCGUCUGCUGCAAGCCCCUGUGCUGUGUGCCCGUCUGCUCUGGGGCCUCCUCCUGCUGCCAGCCCACCCCCUGCACCUCAUCCUGCUGCAGACCCUCCUCCUGCGUGUCCCUCAUCUGCCGCCCCGUGUGCAGGCCUGCCUGCUGUGUACCCGCCUCCUCCUGCUGUGGCCCCACCUCCUCCUGCCAGCCCAGCUGCUGCCGCCCGUCCUCCUGCAUGUCCCUGCUCUGCCGCCCCGUGUGCUCCCGCCCGGCCUGCUGUGUCCUCACCUCGGCCCAGAAGUCCUGCUGCUGA
Myotis myotis is the source of this 1089-nucleotide messenger RNA. Its product is annotated as keratin-associated protein 10-3-like. NCBI's taxonomy places the organism in Eukaryota, Metazoa, Chordata, Mammalia, Chiroptera, Vespertilionidae. The record is from RefSeq and is a predicted model, not a curated record. Gene Ontology annotation, cellular component: keratin filament. The transcript is spliced from 3 exons. Bases 1 to 1089 code for a protein of 362 amino acids.